AUGUCAAAUCCAAUCAAAUAUAAUUAUGGUCCUCGAUCAGUCGCUGUAUGCCAUAUCAACAAUGAUACAUGGUUAGAUAUUGUUGUUGCAAAUCAUGCUGUUAAUGAAAUUGCCGUAUUCCUCGGCCAUGAUGAUGGUACUUUUAGAAAUCGAAAAAGUUAUUCAACUGGUAAUGGUUCUUCUCCAUAUAUGGUUGCAGUAGGUGAUUUCAACAAAGAUCAUCAGAUAGAUAUCGCUGUUGCAAAUUUCGGCACUAACAGCAUAGGAGUCUUUCUUAGAUAUGAAAAUAGAUCAUUUGAAAAGCAAAUUUUGACUUCAAUUGGUUUGUCACGACCAUUGUGGAUACACAUUGCAGAUUUCAAUAACGAUACAUUACUCGAUAUUGUCACUGCAAAUUAUGGUACAGAUAGUAUUAGUGUUCUAUUAGGACAUGGAAAUGGAAGUUUCUCAAAUCUAGUCAUGUAUUUAACAGGUUAUGAUUCACGUCCGUUCUCAGUUGUUGUUGGAGACUUAAAUAAUGAUAACCAACUAGAUCUUGUCAUUGCAAAUUCAGGUACAAAUAAUGUAGACAUACUGCUUGGAGAUGGUCGUGGUAACUUUACAUAUGAAAAGACGUUGUCCACAGGCUCUGGUUCUCAUCCAUACUCUGUUAUUGUUGCCCAUUUCAAUAAUGACAACUUAAUGGAUAUCGCUGUCGCCAAUUAUGGAAAACAAUGUGUGGAUGUACUUCUGAAUUAUGGCAAUGGAACUUUUACACAACCAAAAACAUAUUCACUAGGUAGUAGUUCACCAUAUUCAUUGACUACUGGUGACUUCAAUAAGGACAAUCAACUUGAUAUAAUUGUCACUAAUAAAGGCACUAAAAAUAUAGGUGUACUUCUCAGCAAUAGCAAUGGUAUUUUUACAAGUCCAAAACUGUAUUCCACUGGAUCGACUUCUUCGAUAGCAAUAGCCCUAGACGAUUUCAACAACGACGGUCGAUUAGAUAUGGUCAUUGUAAAUGAUGAUACUAACAGUAUAGGUACUGUUCUUGGUUAUGACAUGGGUUUCUCAAGCCAAAAUGAUUAUCCUCUUGGAUCUACUCCACAGUUUGUAGCUGUCGCUGAUUUCAAUAAUGAUACACGGCUAGAUAUUGUUGUUACUAAUCCUUUUGCUAACAGUGUUACAAUACUUCUUACAUCCGACAAUAGUUCUUAUCAAAAUGAAAUGAUAUUUUCUACUGGUUCAUCUCCGUACGGAUUAGGUCUAGGUGAUUUCAACAAUGACACAAAAUUGGAUAUUGUCGUCAGUAAUAGUGAUAAUAACACUGUAAGUGUACUUCUUGGAUUUGGGAACGGAUCUUUUGAAAAUCAAAUGAUAUUUUGCACUGGCUCUCGUCCUCAAGGAAUAACUGUCGGUGAUGUCAACGAUGACUCAAACUUGGAUCUCAUCAUCGCUAAUAGUGAGGAUAACACUGUGAGUGUACUACUCGGAUAUGGUAAUGGUUUUUUCAAAGACCAAAAAACAUUUCUUACUGGUUCUUCUCCCCAAUCUGUGGCGAUCGGUGAUUUUAAUAAUGAUACUCGAUUGGAUCUCGUGAUCACUAAUAAUUAUGACGAAACUGUAAGUGUACUUCUCGGAUAUGGGAAUGGAUAUUUUGAAGAUCAAAUGACAUUUUUCAUUGGUUCUCGACCGAGUGCAAUAGUUGUCGGUGAUUUCAAUAAUGACAAGUGGUUGGAUAUUGUCGUCACAAAUUUUGACGGUGUCAACACUGUUAGUGUAUCUCUCGGAUAUGGUAAUGGCUCUUUUAAAAAUUGCAUGGCCUUUUCCACUGGUAGUUAUCCUUCCUCAAUAGUUGUUGCUGAUUUUAAUGGUGACAAACGAGUUGAUAUUGUCGUCACUAACUAUAAUGAUAACUCUGCAAGUCUACUUCUAGGAUAUGGAAAUGGUUCUUUUGAAAAUCAAAAAGUGUUCGCUGCUGGUUAUCGUCCACAUGGAGUAGCUGUCGGUGAUUUCAACAAUGACACCAAGCUAGAUAUUGUUGUGACUGGUUACGGGCACGAUCAAGUGCAUGUGCUGCUUUACGAUAACAUCGGAGGUUUGGGAAAGGAAAUAUUGUUUGCCUCUGGCGACGGUUCGCGUGUACGUUGCGUUGCUGUUGCUGAUAUUAACAAUGAUUAUCGACUAGACAUUAUCAUUGCUAAUUAUGGUACUGACAACGUAGGUGUUAUUUUUGGAUAUGGUAAUAGCACUUUUGGAACUCAGAUGUUAUAUACAAUGGGUCUCAGUUCUCGUCCAUCUUCACUGACUAUAGGUGAUUUCAAUAAUGAUGCUCAAUUAGAUAUUGCAGUGACCAAUUCAGGUACGAAAAAUAUCGAAUUAAUGCUCGGUAGUGAGAAUGGAACGUUUUUACGUCAAAAAAGCUAUGAUAUCUUUUCGGAUUUUACUCCUAUCUCUAUUGCCGCUGGUGAUUUCAAUAAUGAUAGACGUUUCGACAUAGUUGUUGCAUACGAUGAUACUGAAGUUGUGAGUAUAUUUGUUGCAUAUGAUCUAGGAUUUUUUAAAAAUGUGGCGACGUAUUUAACUGGUGGUGGACCACAGUCGGUUGUUGUUGGUGAUUUCAAUAAUGACACAAAAUUGGAUAUCGUCGUCAGCAAUGGCCCUGCAAAUACCGUUAGUAUACUUCUGGGAUAUGGCAACGGCUCUUUCGAAAAUCAUGUGACAUUUGACACUGGCUAUUUUCCACAGUCUAUAGUAGUCGAUGAUUUCAACAAUGAUACACAAUUGGAUAUUGUCGUCACUAAUAGAGGUGAUGACACUGUGAGUAUACUCAUCGGAUAUGGCAAUGGUCAUUUUCAAGAUCAAGUAAAGUUUCACACUGGCUCUUAUCCACAGUCUGUAGCGGUUGGGGAUUUCAACAAUGACACAAGAUUGGAUCUUGUCGUCUCUAAUAGUCAUGAUAACAAUGUCAGUGUACUUCUCGGAUAUGGUAAUGGAUCUUUUGAAAAUCAAAUGAAGUUUUCUACUGGCUCUCAUCCACAAGGAGUAGCUGUUGGUGAUUUCAAUAAUGACAAAAUAUUGGAUAUAGUCGUCACAAAUGCCAAUGAUAACAAUGUAUGUUUAUUUCUUGGAUAUGGUAACGGUUCUUUUGUAAAUUCUGGGACAUUUGAUACUGGCUUUUCUCCAGAACAUGUAGCAGUCGGUGAUUUCAACAAUGAUACAAGAUUGGAUAUUGUCGUCACUAAUAAGUAUGAUGGGAGUGUGAGUGUUCUUCUCGGAUACGGCAAUGGAUCUUUUCAAAAUCAAAUGAAAUAUUUCACUAGUAUUUUUAUAGAGUCUGUAGCCGUCAGUGAUCUCAAUAAUGAUGCUAAAUUGGAUUUUGUCGUUGCUAAUAGUGGUGAUAAUACUGUGAGUGUAUUCGUUGGAUAUGGCAACGGUUCUUUUUUUCAAAAAAUAACAUAUGCCACAGGUUCUUUACCGUUAUCCGUAGCUUUUGGUGAUUUUAACAAUGAUACUCGAUUGGAUUUCGUUGUUACCCAUGAGGGAAGCAACAAUGUGGCUCUAUUUUUAGGAUAUGCCAAUGAAGCUUUCGUACAAGAAAGUGUACUCUUAAUUGGUAAUGGUUCUCGACCUAGAUCGUUUAUUGUUGGAGAUGUUAACAAUGAUGGUAACAUGGAUAUCGCUGUUGUCUACUCAAGUACUAAUAAUGUGGGUAUUUUUCUUGGGCAUGGUAAUAACUCUUUUUCACAUCAACUAACAUGUGCAACGGGUAAAAGUCCAAAAUCUUUAGCUUUUGGUGAUUUCAACAAUGAUAGCAACUUGGAUAUCGUCAUCGUUAAUUCUAAGGACAACAACAUAAGCGUUCUUUUAGGAUAUGGUAAUGGUUUUUUUGCGAAUCAAGUGACCUAUUCAACUGGCUCUAAUUCUGAGCCAUACUCAGUUGCAGUCGCUGAUUUCAACAACGAUGGUUUAUUAGACAUUAUCGUUGCCAAUCAUGGUUCGAACAGUGUGGGCGUUCUUCUUGGAUAUGGUAAUGGCAAUUUCGCCUAUCCAAAAUUGUUCACAAUCGGUUAUGGAACUCUUCCAUUUUCUGUUGUUGUUGGCGAUUUUAAUAAUGACAGAAAGCUAGAUUUAGUGACAGCUAACGAGGGCACUGAUAAUCUAAAAGUUCUCAUACAAACGUGUUAG
This is a messenger RNA of Rotaria sordida, 4167 nucleotides long. NCBI's taxonomy places the organism in Eukaryota, Metazoa, Rotifera, Eurotatoria, Philodinida, Philodinidae. The record is from the annotation of a GenBank genome assembly.